Messenger RNA from Guillardia theta CCMP2712, 1764 nucleotides. RefSeq lists its product as hypothetical. The record is from RefSeq and is a predicted model, not a curated record. Lineage: Eukaryota; Cryptophyceae; Pyrenomonadales; Geminigeraceae. The coding region runs from base 1 to 1764 and encodes 587 amino acids. Gene Ontology annotation, biological process: proteasome-mediated ubiquitin-dependent protein catabolic process. The transcript is spliced from 7 exons. Gene Ontology annotation, molecular function: protein binding; protein-macromolecule adaptor activity. Gene Ontology annotation, cellular component: nucleus.
AUGGGCGCCGUGGGAAGCCCGAUGGAAUUGGAACCGGACGUGGGAGCCUUCGUGGCAAACCUCCCGCGAUUCUCCGUGAUUCCUUCCCUGGAUCCUUACGGGCAGACUCCAUUGAGAGUGACAUCUCCCACCAGUAGCGUGUAUUAUAAUGACAAUUAUUGUUUUACCCAUGUGCCGUCAACGAGGAGGAGCAAACAGACCUCGCUUGCAUAUUCGGUCAGGAACAGGGAAUGUGGUGGCCCAAGAAUUUGCACACCGAGGUCUAUCCUGGAAGGGCUGUGCAGCGACGAGUCCAGCACCUACCAGAUGUACGGGAACGAAGAUGGCUCGCCUCCUUUCAGUCUCAAGUUUGGGAAGUCAAAGCGGGCUGCAUGUCUGGUGGUUGCCGAUGAAGAAGGAAGUGUAUCCAUCAUCGACUCAUCCAAGCCCAAGUCUCAGUCCAACAUGUGCUCGUGGCUGUGCCACAGGAAUGCAAUUUUUGACGUCGCCAUAGCCGAUGGAGACGAUUUGCUGGCAACAGCUUCGGGGGAUCAGACGAUCAAGCUUUGGGACCUUUCGUCCCAUGAACCUGUGGAAAAGUUGAUGCUGAGAGGCCACAAGAGCAGCGUCAAGUCUGUACAGUUUAGGCCGGGGAGUCAGAACGAGUUGGUGUCGGGGGCGAGGGAGGGAUCUAUUUUUUUAUGGGAUGUGAGGGUUAAGAAUGAUGGCUGCACUACCAGGAGCCAGGGGGAGACGGGGAGGCCAACGAAGCAAAUCGCUGAAGCGCAUGCGAAACGAAAUUAUGCGAACAUCACGACAUCUCCUCGCAGAAAAAGCAAAGACGCGAAGAACUCAACAUCUUGCAGUGUCACAAGCGUGGUCUUCAUCAACGACUACAUCUUAGCGUCGGCUGGGGACAACGACGGUAGCGUCAAAUUCUGGGAUCUAAGGAGAGGAUGGACGUCUCGGGUAGGAGGCCUGGUCGUGGUUGUAGCAGGAGUUGACAUCUAUUUACAGCAUACCUUCAAGCCGACCUCCUUCCUCUCCCGCGAGGCCAGUGCGACAGGCCGGCCAAGGGGGAUCACAUCUCUCUCAGUGAACAACACCAAUUCGAAGAUCCUGGCGUCAAGCUCUGAUCAUCAUAUCUACAUGUUCGACUGCCUGGUCCCCGAGCGGGAACCCUCGAUCUACAGCGGGCAUGUUGUCAAUUCCUUCUACGUCAAGGCCUCCUUUUCUCCGGACUGCCGCUACAUCAUCAGUGGGAGCAGCGACUACCACGUGUACAUCUGGGACGUCAGCAAUCCGCUCCUCCCUCCCAUGAGGCUUCGGGGCCACACUGGGGAGGUUUCGGACGUGGCCUGGAGCCAGAAAGAGUUCUGGAAGCUGGCCAGCAGCUCCGACGACACGACAGUGCGACUGUGGACGAUCGACCGCGAGCUCAGCGAGCAUUUCUCGGCGGAAGGAGCUCGUGGAGACACUGAGCUUCUCUCCCCGCACAGCAGCCGCUACAGCGGUGUCAGCGAGGUUCCUCGGGCAUGGAGCCAUCCUCCCAGCAAAGAGGAGGACCUGCUCACCUGCCACGAGGUUAUGAUGUUCACCGACACCUGCUCUUCUGACGAUUCUCUGACUCCCCGCAAGAUCCGCAAGCUGAAACCCAUCGAUAGCAUUGGGCUCGUACGACAUUCCAACCUGGACAACUCUAGGAGUCAGUCGGGAAGCCCAACGCUAUGGAAGCAAUCCAAGAUCGAAGACUUCUACUCCUCCACCCCCAUUAGCCGGAAGUGA